Molecule: messenger RNA, 3403 nt
Organism: Bursaphelenchus xylophilus (pine wood nematode)
Lineage: Eukaryota; Metazoa; Nematoda; Chromadorea; Rhabditida; Aphelenchoididae
Source: the annotation of a GenBank genome assembly
AUGUUACAACAAUUUGUACGACUACAACGUUUCCGACUUCAUUCUCGAUGCAGCUCUUCAAAAUCCGAAUUAACAGCCGAACAGAAGGUAGGGUAAUUCAAAUUUCCAUUUGUGUUUUAGGCGAAGCUUAGAUCCGCUUUACCGGCGUUCAGUGUUGGUCAAGAUGUAAAGAAAGAAGAUGCUUGGACCAGCUCAAUGGACAUUAUUGACGAUGAUAAAGCUGCGUUUGACGAGAUUAGAGCCAGAGGGUAAUUCAAUUUUACAUUCUUUAAAACACGAUUUUUGAGUCACUGAAUCAGCCGCCAAUUAGGCGUGGACAUAGGAAAAAAUCGAUUUUGAGUUUUUGAUUUUAAAAUGACUGUAGGCAUCCUAUAAACAUAAUGCUGAAAUAUUUUUGCCCAAUUCCUUCGUUAACCUACUGUAAUUUACAAUUUAAUGCUUUUAGAGUAAUCGACCAUUACAAGAAAACUACUGAUUAGAAAUGGCUGAAAUUGGCAAUACUUAUGUUUUAGGCCAUGCCCGUCAUAAUAGACAUAGAAUUUUGGCAGUCGGGUUACUGUAACAUACCGUAAUGUGGGUUCGGCCGCACAAAUUCGGCCCUAAAAAAGUUAUUUCUCAAAAGCCGCAGCUGAUUUUUACAUAUGUUAAUCAGCGUAAAAUUCUGCCCUAUAAACAUUUAAAAAAAGUGUAUAAAGCCAUGAUCCGUUUUUCGUGGUAUAGUGGAUUUUGGCCAAAUUUAGUAAUCCAAGGGUCGCGAGUUCGAUCCCCGUGGAAGCAAAAUCCGUAAUACCGCCCAGAACCUUAAAAAAUCAAAUGGGCUGAGUUGUAUAGCAUACACGGGAAGUAUAAAAACCUUUAUAAAAAUUGAUUUGCAAUUUUGAAAGCAUUUUUUGAAGAUGACAUCAGAAUUUUGUUUUUCGUGGAUUACGGUGCAAAUUUAGUUUAGGAAUGUUGGUAAAAAGUACUUCAUAGAGGUUUUCAAGCCUUCUAAAUUCAAUGGGACAAAUUUUUCGGGCCUAGGAUUACUGUAACAUGGAGAAAACAAAUUUCGGCCGCUAAAAAUCGGCCGUAAAAAUGUUGUUUUCAAAAAAACGCCAUUCAUUCUACGAUUUUUGGAACAGCGUGAAAUUUGGCUCUAGAAUCAUUACAUACUGUACCUUAGUUGACCGCUUGAAUUUUACAGAUUUUUUUUGCCGUAAAAUCACAAAUUUUGGGGUGAGUGAAGUCAUCCGCGGAAAUCGAAAAAUAAAAUCAUGAGUUUCUAGGCUAGAAGUAUGUACAACCACUAAUAAAAUAUAGCUUCAAAAUAUUUUUGUUUAAUUCCAUUGCUAAUGCAGUUUUAUUUAUAAUUUUCAAAUAUGAAAAUAAUUCACCACAGAGAAAAAAGUAUUUGACAACAUGACUGUGUUUUGAGUUGAUAUAGUGUGGAAUUGUACGCUGAUUCCAAAAAUCGUAGAAUGAAUGGCGUUUUUUUGAAAACAACAUUUUUACGGCCGAUUUUUAGCGGCCGAAAUUUGUUUUCUCCAUGUUACAGUAAUCCUAGGCCCGAAAAAUUUGUCCCAUUGAAUUUAGAAGGAUUGAAAACCUAUAUACAGUAAUUUUUACCAACAUUCCUAAACUAAAUUUGCACCGUAAUCCACGAAAAACAAAAUUCUGAUGUCAUCUUCAAAAAAUGCUUUCAAAAUUGCAAAUCAAUUUUUAUAAAGGUUUUUAUACUUCCCGUGUAUGCUAUACAACUCAGCCCAUUUGAUUUUUUAAGGUUCUGGGCGGUAUUACGGAUUUUGCUUCCACGGGGAUCGAACUCGCGACCCUUGGAUUACUAAAUUUGGCCAAAAUCCACUAUACCACGAAAAACGGAUCAUGGCUUUUUACACUUUUUUUUAAUGUUUAUAGGGCAGAAUUUUACGCUGAUUAACAUAUGUAAAAAUCAGCUGCGGCUUUUGAGAAAUAACUUAUUUAGGGCCGAAUUUGUGCGGCCGAACCCACAUUACGGUAUGUUACAGUAACCCGACUGCCAAAGUUCUAUGUCUAUUAUGACGGGCAUGGCCUAAAACAUAAGUAUUGCCAAUUUCAGCCAUUUCUAAUCAGUAGUUUUCUUGUAAUGGUCGAUUACUCUAAAAGCAUUAAAUUGUAAAUUACAGUAGGUUAACGAAGGAAUUGGGCAAAAAUAUUUCAGCAUUAUGUUUAUAGGAUGCCUACAGUCAUUUUAAAAUCAAAAACUCAAAAUCGAUUUUUUCCUAUGUCCAUGGCUGAUCCAGUGACUCAGAAAUCGUGUUUUAAUGUUUUAUAUUUAGUAUUUUGAAAGUAAAGAAGGCGUAUCUUCCUGCCAAGGACUGUGGAGAGGUAAUCAAUGAUUUGGCCAAAAAACACUCUUUAACUUUGGAGUCAGCAAUUCCCAACUUAAAAGUUAAAUAUGAAGUAAGUUUUUUGAUUAUCUACCGGGUGGGGGGAGAUUUGAAUUGGCUAUAACUUCUUUGUUUUUCGGCCAAGUAUUAACUCUUUUUUCUCUGAAUCCUCAGAAUCUCCCGUUUUGGUUGAUUAAUCCAGAAAUUCCUUCAUCUGCGUGGUGAAAAUUAAAAAGCUAAAGACGAAAAUUUCGAAAGUUAUGGCUAAAAUUAGGUAAAAAAAUCAUUUUCUAAUGAAUAUAAAAUUAAAAAGUCAAAAGGCUUUGAAUUUCGGCACCUACAGCUAUGUCAAGGACGGUCCGCGAUUUUUGUUCAACACUACAUUUCAUUUUCAGACAGAUAAUUUUAACAACCGAAAAAGGUAAACUAAGAAUUUAGUUUUUUGUUAAUUUUUAUUACCAUGGUCUAAUGGUAUCACACAAAACGGGAGAUUCGGAAGAUUCAGGGAAAUUUUUUUAAACCUUGCCAAAAAUAAAGGAGUUAUAGCCAAUUCAAAUCGGGACAAAAAAUGCUCUACUUUUAUAUUGCCCUCUGUUGUUUAAUACUGGUCUUUAUAGAUAUUAGCAGAAGUUGGACAAAAGUACAGCUACUUUGUUCCAAAUUCACAUUUACAUCGAAUCAAUACGACAGCGGAUAUCCUCAAUUUUUAUAAUACUCCCAAGGAUAACAUUACUACUUACGUGAAGAUUGCUCGGGACGAAACAAAGCCAGAAAACUUGGAGGUUCGAGAAAAUCCAGUCCGGUUCCAUCCUAACGAUAAGCACGCUCAUCACAAAGGAGUCACCGCAUUUCCAGGGGAAGGGGGUCAAGUUAUUUCUUUGAGGAAUAAGAGAAUAUACAGACAAUUCAGACCGAAGAAGGAGUGGUUUGACUUUGAGGAGCAAAACUUUGAUCAUGAAGCAGUGGAUAAAGAUUGCCCAUGGGAUCCCGAAGUGGCAGCCAAGAUGGAUACAUAUGUGGAUCGAAAACUGAAGGGAAGGCAGUUUUACAAGGCCUAG